Trematomus bernacchii (emerald rockcod) is the source of this 2670-nucleotide messenger RNA. Its product is annotated as phosphofurin acidic cluster sorting protein 1-like. The transcript has 23 exons. NCBI's taxonomy places the organism in Eukaryota, Metazoa, Chordata, Actinopteri, Perciformes, Nototheniidae. Gene Ontology annotation, biological process: protein localization to plasma membrane. Gene Ontology annotation, molecular function: transmembrane transporter binding. The record is from RefSeq and is a predicted model, not a curated record. Bases 53 to 2290 code for a protein of 745 amino acids.
CUCCCCGGGCUCCGGAGCUUCUGUCCCCGGGGAACCGGACGCCCCGGUGCCGAUGAGCCUGUUCGCGACCUGGGAGAUGGAGCGGUGCUCCCCGAGCUGCGUGCCCAGGCAGUGCAGUCUGACGGUGACCCGGCUGAUGGUGUUGAAGGAGUUGGACAGAGAGCUGAGCUCCGUCGUCAUCGCUGUGAAGAUCCAGGGCUCGAAGCGGACCCUGAGAUCCGGGGAAUAUCUCCUGCUUCCUGCUGACGGCCUGAUGGAGGCGGAGCUGGAGCUCACCUUCACUCUGCAGGUGAUGCAGCACCCGAUGGACGGCGCCCACAUCCUCGGCCUCCACGAUGACCUGAAGGACGCUCCAAUGAGGGCGGCGCUCAGCAUGCACGCACUCUGCAGCCAGCCAAUCGGACGCAAGGACCUCGGCGGUCACCGCGGCAACAAGAGCAAGGCGUCAGAUCGCUCUCCGGACAUGGAGAACUACUCAGAGGACGAUGGCGACAGCUUCUCCUCCGAACAGGAAGGAAGUGACGACGCAGUCCCCCCUCAGGUGAUGUAUGAUGAUGAUGAGGAUUUCCAGGGAAAGUUGAAGAAGUCCCGCAAGAAACUGGUCAGAACAACGUCCCUGACUCAGCAAUCGAUCUUCAAACAGAGGUUUGUGUCUCUGCUGAGGAGAUUCAAGGUCCCCGAUGAGGUUCUUGACUCGGACCCGAUGGGGGGGGGUCCGGAGGCGGCAGAAGACCUGGACCAGCUGUACGACAGUCUGCAGGGUUAUGACCCGAGUGACAGCGGGCCGGAGCUCGACGACAGCGACAUCAUCAUGAUCUCGCCAAAACCCAAACUCAGGCCUUUCUUUGACGGGGUUUCUCAUUCGAGCUCUCAGAGUGAGAUCCGGACGCAGAAACAACAAACUGAAAUGGAGAUUCCUCCCACUCAGGGGCCCCGAUUACCAUCUGAGACCCGAGAAGAGGAGGCGGGCCCUGUGGAAGUUGAGGUUGAGCCCCCAAAACACAUGUCAACGAGUAAGACACAAUGUCAGCUGUCUCGCCACUCUUGGGGAGCCUCCAUGAAGGACAGACAGAACCACAGCAGCAUGGACAGUGAGACGUCCACGGACUGCAGGAUACCUCCUCCACAGGCUGCCAGGAAGUCGGUCCUGGAUCAGCUGAACCACAUCCUGUUCUCUGAGGAGCGGAUCCCCGACUCCAUCAUCCUGAUCAACACCUCCGACUGGCAGGGGCAGUAUCUGUCGGAGCUUCUCUUCGAUCAGCCGAUCGUCUGCACCGUGUCGGCCGCCGACGUUCAGGCCGCCUUCAGCGCCAUCCUCAGCCGGAUCCAGAGAUUCUGUAACUGUAACUCGCAGACCCCCCCCACCCUGAAGGUGGCGGUGGCCGGAGACCAGAGCUACCUGAGCAGCGUGCUCUGCUGCUUCGUGGAGCAGAUGGCCAGCAAGACGCCUGAUUGGCAGAACUACGUCCGCUUCCUCAUCCUCCCCAUCGGAGCCCACCCUCUGGCUAAGUUCCUGGCGUCUCUGGACAGCAGGUUCAGCAGCCUGUUCAUGGACCCCGACUGGAGGGAUCUGUUCGGACGAGUGGAGUCUCCUGCUUUGGAUCCUGUGGGUGUCGCAGGGCGAGUGUCUCAGUACCUGAGCGGAGCGGCUGUCUCUCACCUGUGUCCCAUAUCAGAGGCCAUGCUGACCUGCAAACACAAGAGCCCCGACGACGACUACUGUCAGAAGUUUGUUCCUUUUAUCGGGGUGGUGAAGGUCGGCAUCGUGGAGCAGAACCUCCGCUCCAUCUCACUUGACUCUGGUGACAUCAUCCUGGGAUCUCCUCCCAGCCAAUCAGGAGCUCCCAUCACUCCUCCUCCCUCCCCCUCCACCAGCUGCCUGGGGGGGGUGAAGGAUCUGCAGGUUGACUACUGGAGCCAGGGAGGAGGAGGAGGAGGAGGAAGAGGAGGGAGGGAGGUUGGGAUGAAGAACAGCCUGAAGAGUAACUUCCGCUGCCUGCAGGUGUCCAGGAUCAGUGGGGGGGGCGAGCUGAUGAGCAUGAUGGUGGUGACCAGAGAGAAGAACAAGAGAGUCAUGUUCCUCAGUAAGAAGACGAGGGAGAAGGAGGCGGAGUCGAGGAGUCAGCUGAUCGAAGGAAUCAGUCGACUGAUCUGUACCUCCAAACACCAACACACACUCAGAGUCUCAGUAGACGGAGUUGAAUGGAGAGACGUCCGGUUCUUCCAGCUCGCCGCUCAGUGGCCGACUCACGUCAAACACUUUCCUGUGGGGGUAUUCAGCAAACCCUGAGACACACACACACACACACACACACACACACACACACACACACACACACACGGACUCCUCUGGGAUAAAUAAAAGUGUUUUUUUUUAUUAUUUAUAAUAUGACUUUAUUGAUGUGUGUUGAAACCAGCGUGAAAACCACAGCUGUUUUCCUGAUCUAUGUCUCUGUCAUUAUCACCCGUUCACUUCUCUUCCUCUGUGCGGGAAAGAGAAGUGAACGCUGCUGAGCGUCUCUCUGCAGCGUUCACCUCUCAGCCCUCUGUGCGGGAAAGAGAAGUGAACGCUGCUGAGCGUCUCUCUGCAGCGUUCACCUCUCAGCCCUCUGUGCGGGAAAGAGAGGUGAACGCUGCUGAGCGUCUCUCUGCAGCGUUCACCUCUCAGCC